AGCAGGACUGGCGUUGACGGCGCAGCUGAGGAUCACGUCGCUCGUGCUUUGGGGCACAUGGAUGCCAAACCGCAGGAUCACACCCACCAACAGGCCUUCAGGGAGGAGAAGAAAAGACAGGAGGUGAAGGCAAAGAAGGAAACAAGUCUGUGAUAGUCGAAAGCAGCCCAGUGACACGCAGAUGUAGAAGUAGAAGUUCACCAGUGCUGACAUCCUGUUUCUGUCCCCAACGAUGUCGACUUCACUGCUUGUGUUUCUCUGCCUGAUCGGACAUGUGUUUGCCAAAAAGCCUCCAGAUGUGGACUGUUUGGUGGUGCAUCUGCAACAUGUUCACUGUUCCUGGAAUCAACAGGAGGCUCCAGAAGUCAAUUACACCUUCUCCAGCUGGUUCCAUCAUGAAAACGAAAACGAGUGCGCCACCUAUCUGUCAGAGAAUGGAAUCAACACGGGAUGCAACCAGCCCUAUGAGGAAACCAAAAGAUUCACCUCAUUUUACACCAAACUAGCACAUGGCAAUGAAACUUUUCGCAAGACGCAUGAACUGAAAAGUAAAGUCAAGUUAAAUCCACCAAGCAACCUGACUGUGAAGAAUGGAUCUGAUUUCAACCUGUGGUUUUACUGGAACCAGACUAAAUCCCACUGUGUGGAGAGUGAAGUCGUCUACAAGAUAAACGACAGGACGGAGCAGCGUUUUCCAGUCAGUGAUGGGGUCCAGAACUACUGCAUCAACUUGCCCUCCAGUUCCUCCCGAUAUGAGCUGCGAGUGCGGAGCAGAUUGGAUAGCAGCUGUGGACAGUCUAUCUUCUGGAGCGACUGGAGUGAGCCUGUGGUCUGGGGAUCCAACAAUGGCACAGACACAAAUCAGCCUUCGCCUAUGUCUGUGUGGACACCAGUGUUGUAUGUGGUGGGCGCCCUCACGCUCAUCCUACUGGUCAUAAUAUUACUGCACCAUGAAAGGUUCAGAAUCAUCAUCAUCCCCGUGAUCCCCAAGCCAUCGCUGAUCCCUCAAGACAUCGAGGGUUGGUUUCAUUCGUCCAAAGGCCUGAAAGAGAGUUUUAAAGCUAACUACAAUGAGCGUGCCUGCCCUGUCCGUGAGUACUGCAACAUCUCUCAGUCUGACAGCGAGAGCUCUGGCAGCUCCACUUCUUCUGUCAACACCGACCAAACGGUCUGAUUCGUCUUCUCCAUCUCUGCGAAUGAACCAGAAGAACCGUCUACUGCCUUUUUAUCUCCCACCUUUACAAUCUAACCUGAGGAGGAGCAGCAAGGUUCUGUUAGGAGGCGUCUAAAUAAGGGUUCAGCUGUGUCAAAAGUCUGACACAUCUGCUGCUUGAAAUGCAAAGAUCUGAAAACUGAUGAAUUG
Molecule: messenger RNA, 1363 nt
Organism: Amphiprion ocellaris (clown anemonefish)
Lineage: Eukaryota; Metazoa; Chordata; Actinopteri; Pomacentridae
Product: cytokine receptor common subunit gamma-like
Exons: 9
Coding region: 233-1174 (313 amino acids)
Biological process (GO): cytokine-mediated signaling pathway
Cellular component (GO): external side of plasma membrane
Molecular function (GO): cytokine receptor activity; protein binding
Source: RefSeq, a predicted model, not a curated record